GUAAAUUAGCAAAAUAUAGAUUCGGGGUUCAAUUUACAAGUAUGGAUAAUUUUGGGGGUUAAAUAUCAAUAAUAAAGCCUUUAAAUAAGUUUGUUUUCAAAUCAUUGUAAAUUUGUGAUGACCCUUCAUUCCCCAUUUGCCUCCUCUGUAGUCUGUAGAUACCAGUCGCCAUUUCUCAGUGCAAUCUUCAUUUGUUCAAGGAUUUGAAAGGAAUUCAUCAACUGGUCCUGUAGAUUAAACAAUUAAUUCAAAUUUCAGGUGACCAAAAUUCCUGAUCCUCUGAAAAGAAGAAUGCACCGAUUGAGGGUUGGAAAUUUUUUUCAAGCUUUGCCCUCUCCAGCUAUGAGACUAUUUGUACGAGAUUCUUGCAGUAAAUUGUUUGUCGGAGGACUUUCAUAUGACACAAAUGAACCUGUUCUAAAAGAUGCUUUCAGUGAGCAUGGUUCAGUUAUGGAAGUUAAAGUGAUAUGUGAUCGAAGGACCGGUAAAUCAAAAGGUUACGGCUUUGUCCAAUUUUCUUCAGAAAGUGAAGCUGCCACUGCAUUUCAGAAGAUGGAUGGUCAGUUGCUGGAUGGAAGAAAUAUACGUGUACACUAUGCAAACAGUGGAUUAAAAGAAAACUUAAUGCUUUAGUGAGCAUCUGGCUACUGCAAAGGACUAGAUGGAACUCAACUCGAAGUUAAGAGCAUGCUUGAAGUCGAUUAAAUUACUAAAAGACGUGUUUUGAAACUAAGGGUUUCAAUAACUGUUUGGUAAUCUGCCAGCUGCAGCGACAGAAGGAGUCUGUUUAUGAUUUUCUCCAAAAAUGUUUUUGUUUCGAUUGAACUAUCUGGCUGAAGUUGAGCUUAUGAAUCAGUUCUUACCGAGUUACAUUGUAAUAACCAUUUGCUUGUGAAAUUGUAUUUUUCCAUGAUGUUUCAGGAUC
This is a messenger RNA of Asparagus officinalis (garden asparagus), 925 nucleotides long. RefSeq names its product glycine-rich RNA-binding protein 2, mitochondrial-like. The transcript is spliced from 6 exons. Bases 292 to 633 code for a protein of 113 amino acids. NCBI's taxonomy places the organism in Eukaryota, Viridiplantae, Streptophyta, Magnoliopsida, Asparagales, Asparagaceae. The record is from RefSeq and is a predicted model, not a curated record. Gene Ontology annotation, molecular function: RNA binding.